GAUUUAGAACCUAGUCCCAAAAUCUGUGAAUCUCAGCUCUCUGUCUCUCACUCUCUCCCCGUCUCCACAAGACGAUCUCUGUCUCGCCCAAAUAAAAAUAAAUCUCUCUCGGCUAGAGAGAAAAAUAUAAAAUAUAUACAUACCAUUUGUAUAUGCACAUCCCUCACUUCACUUAUGACUUAACUAUAGAUACACAAAUAGAUACACAAGCAAACUGUAGAUGGAUUUGGAUCUGUGGAUAUCAAAUGUGAAAGACGGGCAACACUUGUCUGAAGAUGACCUUCAGCUGUUAUGUGAAUAUGUCAAAGAUAUCUUGAUUGAGGAGUCAAAUGUGCAGCCUGUCAAUAGUCCGGUUACAGUUUGUGGUGACAUCCAUGGUCAGUUCCAUGAUCUGAUGAAACUCUUCCAAACAGGAGGCCACGUACCAGACACAAAUUACAUUUUUAUGGGAGAUUAUGUUGACCGGGGAUACAACAGUCUUGAAGUUUUCACUAUUCUUUUGCUUCUUAAAGCAAGAUAUCCUGCCAACAUUACUCUCCUACGUGGAAAUCAUGAAAGCAGACAAUUAACGCAGGUCUAUGGGUUCUAUGAUGAGUGCCAAAGAAAGUAUGGAAAUGCUAAUGCUUGGCGUUAUUGCACAGAUGUUUUUGACUACCUAACACUAUCAGCAAUUAUAGACGGAACGGUAUUAUGUGUCCAUGGUGGCCUUUCCCCUGAUGUUAGAACUGUUGACCAGAUUAGAGUCAUAGAUAGAAAUUGUGAAAUCCCACAUGAAGGGCCUUUCUGUGACCUCAUGUGGAGCGACCCAGAAGAUAUUGAAACAUGGGCAGUCAGCCCUCGUGGUGCUGGAUGGCUGUUUGGAUCCAGGGUCACUUCGGAGUACAAUCACAUUAACAAACUUGAUCUAGUUUGUCGUGCCCAUCAACUUGUGCAAGAAGGUCUGAAGUACAUGUUUCAAGAUAAAGGACUUGUGACUGUAUGGUCGGCGCCAAACUAUUGUUACCGAUGUGGAAAUGUAGCUUCAAUAUUGAGCUUCAAUGAGAAUAUGGAGAGAGAUGUGAAAUUUUUCACAGAAACAGAGGAAAACAACCAGAUGCGAGGUCCGAGAACCGGAGUACCUUAUUUCUUAUAAGCAAAGAUGUUGAUGCAUGAUAUUAUUUCAGCAUUAGUCAAUUGCUGCCCAGUUGGUAAAGCAAGAAAUUAUUUGGUUAGCCUAGCCAGGAAUAGGUGGAAGUCUAUCUUCUGAAGCUGGCCUGCUUUUGGAUAGUUGUUUUGUAUCAAAACAAUGUAGUUGUUUAUAAUUAUUUUUUGGGCGUCCAUAAUUAUUUAUAAUCAUGUUACAUUAUGAUUCUAUCUCCGAUUAUAGUAUAAUCUAGUUAGUUUACUUGUUCAUACAUUAAUUAAUAUUUUAUAUCCAGUUUAGAACUGGUAAGCAAAUUUACGAAGCCAUGGUGUUUUUUUUA
This is a messenger RNA of Daucus carota subsp. sativus, 1463 nucleotides long. Its product is annotated as phytochrome-associated serine/threonine-protein phosphatase 3-like. Gene Ontology annotation, cellular component: cytoplasm. The transcript has 10 exons. The record is from RefSeq and is a predicted model, not a curated record. The coding region runs from base 221 to 1132 and encodes 303 amino acids. Gene Ontology annotation, molecular function: protein serine/threonine phosphatase activity. Lineage: Eukaryota; Viridiplantae; Streptophyta; Magnoliopsida; Apiales; Apiaceae.